Molecule: messenger RNA, 1800 nt
Organism: Peromyscus californicus insignis
Lineage: Eukaryota; Metazoa; Chordata; Mammalia; Rodentia; Cricetidae
Gene: Gdpd4
Product: glycerophosphodiester phosphodiesterase domain containing 4
Exons: 16
Coding region: 1-1800 (599 amino acids)
Biological process (GO): lipid metabolic process
Cellular component (GO): membrane
Molecular function (GO): glycerophosphodiester phosphodiesterase activity
Source: RefSeq, a predicted model, not a curated record
AUGCAUGAGGACAUCCUAGCUGAGUCUGGGAACAAGAAGACAGGAAACUCAGAUGAGAACCCCAGUCAGUGGCUAGAACGCUACUUCAACCGCAAAUGCUACAUCACCUUCCUGACUGGCUGCUACAGUUGCCACUGGCAGUACAGAGAGUGGGAGACAGCUGAACUUGGAUCCUGUUGCUGCUCCUGGAAAGAGCAAUUUUCUUAUCUGUGCCUGAUAAUUGCAUUCGUCUUGUCUGUGAUUUUUCUGUUCGUGUGGGCAGAAACCUCCAAUGAAUACAACGGCUUUGACUGGGUUGUUUAUCUAGGGACAAAACGCUGGUUCUUGUGGUCCAUUAUUAUGUUGAGUACAGCUGGGAUCCUCACUGCCUACACUUCCUUGCUUUUGUUAAUUGGGGCUUUUUUGCUCUGGGAAAGGAUUGAACUAUAUCUGCAUACGUGUCAUAAGGUCCUCGUUUUGCUAGUUAUUGCUCUGUGCUCCUUCUUAUUAGCUAUUUUAAACCGGUACUGGACGGACAAGUGGCUGAUAGCUGGGCUCUCACUGAAGAUCUUUGCUCCCUUUGUGCACAUGAGCCUCAUAACUGUGAUGAUUAUCAUUUCCUGGCCUCUAGCCAUCUGUGUGGCCCACUUGGAAUCAGAAGUUAGAAUAAGAAGAUACAAGAUGGCAGGUUACGAGCACGAAGUCCCGGAAAGUUAUAAUAUAUUCACAAGGUUAAGAGCUCUACAAAUAGCUGCUGGAUUGCCCUUCCUUCUUAUUCUUUUAUGUCUUUAUUUGAUGCCACUGGGAAUUUAUUCUCCCUGCAUUCUGAAGAAGGAGAAUUUAGGGCCUAAGCCUAAAUUCUUUGGACAUAGAGGUGCACCCAUGUUGGCGCCAGAGAAUACCAUGAUGUCCUUUGAGAAGGCUGUUGAACAUGGUGCCUCUGGCCUGGAGACUGAUGUGUACUUAAGUUGGGAUGAGGUGCCUUUCCUCAUGCAUGACUAUGACCUGAGUAGAACAACCGAUAUCAGAGAGGUCCUACCAUCAUCUGCUUAUCAACAUACUGCCAACUUCAACUGGACAUUCCUGUCAACUCUGAAUGCUGGCAAAUGGUUCGUACAGCAUAAGCCGUUUUUUGGCAUGCCACCUUUAUCAGAGUCUGAUGAAAGAAGAGCAAGCAGCCAAACAAUUCCAUCGCUGGCUGAGUUAUUGGAACUUGCCAAAAAUGAAAAAAAGUUUGUGAUAUUUGAUCUUUUCGGCCCUCCACCAAAUCAUCCUCUCAGAAAAAAUUUUGUUCGAAGAGUAGUAAGGGUCAUCCUUGACUCCAAAAUUGAGCAACGUCUGAUAUUUUGGUUGCCAGGUCACGACAGAAAAUAUGUCAGGUCCGUGGCUCCUGGUUUUCAGCAUGUGGGUCGUUUAAGAACCCUUGAGGAGCUUGCAAAUGAGAAUAUGAGUAUAAUAAAUGUUGACUAUAAGAGGUUGUUCUACAGUGGGUUGAGACACUAUAAGGCAGCUAAAAUCCACAUCAAUGUGUACACUGUCAAUGAGCCUUGGCUCUUCUCAUUGGCCUGGUGUUAUAGGAUCAACUCUGUGACCACAGACAACAUCCAGGUCCUGAAUCAGCUUAGUCACCCUCUCUUCUUCAUGACGCCAGGAAACUAUACAUUCAUAUGGCUUUUCAUGGUUGCAGCUUCUGGGAUUAUCAUUGGCUUUGUAUUUUGUUAUCACUGGAUAAAAGAGCUUAAAAAAGAGAGGUGGCUGGAAGAGGCGACUGCUGCACCUACAGUUUUUGAGAUGCAGUUGAACAUCCAGUUCUCAACUUAG